AUGGGUGUACCCAGGUCUGGUAACUCUAGUUUGUAUUGUUGGGACACUGUCUCUUCCUUCAAAAGGAAAAGACUUUACAACAAUGGUUCUGUUCCUUUGGAGAAUCUUGCUGUUGGGGAUGCUCAAGUUUGCACGACGGUGGGGUGUUGGAGAACCAAUGACACGUUUCAAUUGCCAUCUGGGUCUGAUGAAUUUGCUUCAAUUUCAUCUAGGUAUGGCUUCUCUUGUGGAAUUCUGAGGAUUGGUUCUUUGGUUAAGUGUUGGGGAGAUAUGGAUAUUGCGAGUCAGAUAGAGAAUGAGUUUGGAAACAUGUCCAUGUUGAGUAUUGUAGCGGGUGGUUCACAUGUUUGUGGGUUGAAUUCAACUGGGUUUUUGGUAUGCAGAGGGAGUAACAGUUUUGGGCAAGUGAAUGUUCCCCAAGGUGGGCUUUUGAGUUUGGUGGGUUGGCAUUGGGAGCUGAGCAUGGUUGUGCAGUUAGAAGAUGAAGAUGCAGAGAUUUACCCGGUCAUGGAGAAAACUUUCUUCCUUUUAACUUUUGUCUUGUCAUUCCACCAUUUCAUGGCCUCCCCAGAUAUAAGCAACAUCAAUGUCACUAUAGACCAAUCUACACUAAUGGCCUUUAAGUCUUAUAUCACAUUGGAUCCCCAAGACAUGUUGGCCAAAAAUUGGUCUACCUCUGACUCUGUGUGCAACUGGUUUGGUGUCACUUGUGAUACAAAGUAUGGAAGGGUCACGGGCUUAAAUCUCACAAACAUGAAUUUAAAUGGUACCCUUCCUCCUCAUUUAGGAAACUUAACUUUUCUUGUUGAGCUUGAUCUUCAUAACAAUAGCUUUCAUGGAAUUGUACCAAAAGAGUUGGCCUUAAUACCUAGAUUGAAGGUGUUCAACUUGUGCACUAACAAUUUUGGUGGAGAAUUUCCAACAUGGAUGUGGGAGUUAUCUAAACUCCAACAUUUAAGUCUCUGCAAUAACAGUUUUUCAGGUUUGGUUCCUGCAUCCCUAUCCAACUUGUCAGAGCUUGAAACUUUGGAUUUGAGCUUUAAUUUCUUACAUGGGAGCAUUCCACCUGAGCUUGGAAGGCUUCAUAACUUGACAUUUUUAGAGUUGGCAAACAAUCAUCUCUCCAGCGACAUCCCUUCUUCAAUCUUCAAUAUCUCCACACUUCAAGUGAUUGAUUUCUCGUAUAAUUUUUUAUCAGGAAGCAUCCCUCAAAAAGUUGGUGAUCUAUCACAACUAAGAAGCAUAAAUUUGAGCAAAAACAACCUUUCAGGAUCCAUACCAAUAUACUUGUUCAACAUAUCUACACUUCAAGAGAUUCAAUUCACUUACAAUAACCUAUCUGGCUCUUUGCCAUCUUAUAUGUGUCGUGGGCUUCCACUGCUUGAAAAUCUUGACCUCUCUGGGAAUUCAUUUUCUGGUCAAAUUCCACAAAGUUUGGAUCAAUGUAAAGAGCUCAAAUAUCUGAAGAUGAUCAACAAUAGAUUUUACGGACACCUGCCUAGUGAUAUCGGGAGAUUAUCUAUGCUUGAGGAGUUAGAUCUCAGUGACAACAAUCUAACAGGUUCACUUCCACCAUCUCUUUUCAACAUAUCCUCUUUGAGACUAAUAAAUCUUCGGAACAACAUCUUCGGUGGUCAACUUCCAGAAGAAAUAUGUACCAUACCUUACGAGAUUGGUGACUUAAAAAACCUUCAGCAAUUGCAUUUGCAAAAUAACAGACUUAGAGGAUCUAUUCCUCCAAACAUCUUCAACCUCUCAGGGUUACAAAGUCUGUCACUAUCAUAUAACCAACUCUCAGGAAAUCUUCCAAAUGUGUAUCAUAGCCUUUCCAAUCUCCAAUUCCUGUACCUUGCAAACAACAAUCUUAGUGGAGAAAUUCCAAGUGCCCUUUACAAUGCUUCAAUGCUUCAUGAACUUGUACUUGCAAACAAUUCAUUCACUGGAGUUAUACCUGACUCAAUUGGGAAUUUAAGGAACCUUCAACUCCUUUCUCUGGUAGGAAACAAGUUCACUAGUGAUCCUUCUUCUCCAGAAAUUAGUUUCCUCACUUCAUUGACAAAGUGUAGACAAUUGAAAAGGAUUUGGUUAUCAUUGAAUCCUCUUAAUGGAACACUUCCAAAUUCUAUUGGAAACCUGUCAAGCUCUCUUCAAAUUUUCAACGCCUGGAGUUGUAAUAUCAAGGGCGAAAUUCCUUCAGAGAUUGGUAAUUUAAAGAACUUGUUUGAUGUUGUUCUGAAUGAUAACCAACUUAUUGGACAGGUUCCAAGUACAAUUGGCACCUUGCCACUUCUCCAACGUUUGGAUCUCUCAGACAACAAUCUAAAUGGCUCAAUCCCAGGUCAGAUUUGUCAGUUACUAAAGUUGAAUGAGUUGAGUCUUAGCAAAAACAAAUUUUCUGGGGCAGUGCCAGGAUGCAUGGGGAAUCUUACUUCUCUAAGGAAUCUUUACUUGGAUUCCAAUAACCUCAACUUUACAAUACCUUCUUCCCUUUGGAGCCUCACUGAUAUCUUGGAGGUCAACUUUUCCUCUAAUGGUUUCAGUGGCUCUUUGCCAACUGAGAUAAAUGGCAUGAGUUCUGUGAUAAAAUUGGACAUAUCAAAGAAUCAUCUUUCUGGAAACAUUCCCAUUGAGAUUGGUGGGUUGCAGAGGAUAUUGAACCUUUCAUUAGCUAAUAAUAUGUUACAAGGGCCUAUUCCUGAUUCAGUUGGCAAUAUGCUAAGCUUGGAAUUUCUAGACUUUUCUCAUAAUCUUUUAUCAGGAAUCAUCCCCAAGUCAAUGGAGAACCUUCUUUAUCUCAAAUUUAUCAACUUGUCUUAUAAUAAACUACAAGGGGAAAUUCCUUCUGGUGGCCGUUUUGCAAAUUUCACAGCUCAAUCAUUCAUGAUGAAUGAUGCACUUUGUGGAAGACCUGAGCUAGAAGUCCAACCAUGUCCCAGAAGUAGUGGUGCUAAACAUAGCAGGACAAGCAAAAAGAUUAUACUCAAAGUUAUAGUACCCAUAAUUGUGUCUGGUGUCUUUGUUGGUUGUGCAAUUUUUCUAAUACACAGGAGAAAAUCUAGUAAAGGUUUAACUGUUAUAGACUUGCCAACAUUCCAAUUCCCAAGUCGAAUUUCCUACUAUGAACUUGUGGAAGCAACACAGCAAUUUGAUGAGAGCAAUGUUCUUGGAAAAGGGGGUUUCAGUUCUGUGUACAGAGGUGAGCUUUCAAAUGGGGUGGUGAUUGCAGUCAAAGUAUUCAAUUUGGAAGUGCAACAAGCAUCAAGGAGUUUUGAUGUAGAAUGUGAAGCAAUGCGCAAUCUUCGCCAUCGUAAUCUAGUUAAAGUCAUUACCAGUUGUUCUAAUGCCUUUGAUUUCAAAGCUUUGGUUAUGGAAUUUGUGCCAAAUGGGAGCCUAGAGAAGUGGUUGUAUUCUCAUAACUAUUUCCUACCUUUCGUACAAAGGUUGGACAUAGUAAUAGAUGUUGCAUCUGCCUUGGAGUAUCUCCAUCAUGGUAACUCAAAACCUGUGGUACACUGUGACCUGAAGCCAAGCAAUGUUUUGUUGGAUAAAAAUAUGGUUGCUCAUGUUUGUGAUUUUGGCAUUGCUAAACUCUUGGAAGAAGGACAAUCUCAAAUUCACACCAACACCUUUGCAACUCCUGGUUACAUUGCACCAGAAUAUGGAACCAAAGGUGUUGUGUCCAUUAAAGGAGAUGCAUACAGCUAUGGUGUUAUGCUGAUGGAAGUAUUCACAAGAAAGAAGCCAACUGAUGAAAUGUUUGUAGAGGGACUAAGCUUAAGGUCAUGGAUCCAUGAGUCAAUGCCACGUGGGAUCAUUCAGGUUGUAGACCCUAAUUUGCUGGAGGGAGAGGAACAACUUGUUUCUGCUAAGAAAGUAGCUUUAUUAAAUAUCAUGGAGUUGGCUUUGAAUUGCUCUGUAGAGUCCCCUGAUGAGAGAAUGAGUAUGGAGGAAGUCUUUAGUCGCAUGAACAAAAUCAAAACUAUAUUUUUGCAGAUGGUAGAAGAAAAUUUAAGUUAA
Molecule: messenger RNA, 4017 nt
Organism: Gastrolobium bilobum
Lineage: Eukaryota; Viridiplantae; Streptophyta; Magnoliopsida; Fabales; Fabaceae
Product: receptor kinase-like protein Xa21
Exons: 7
Coding region: 1-4017 (1338 amino acids)
Biological process (GO): protein phosphorylation
Molecular function (GO): protein binding; protein kinase activity; ATP binding
Source: RefSeq, a predicted model, not a curated record